Messenger RNA from Panicum hallii, 1057 nucleotides. Its product is annotated as BURP domain-containing protein 15-like. The coding region runs from base 1 to 879 and encodes 292 amino acids. The record is from RefSeq and is a predicted model, not a curated record. NCBI's taxonomy places the organism in Eukaryota, Viridiplantae, Streptophyta, Magnoliopsida, Poales, Poaceae. The transcript is spliced from 3 exons.
AUGGCGUGCCUCCUCGCUCUCGUCGCCGCCGCCGCGGUUCUCACGGUGAACAAUGCUGCAGAGGCUCCACCCGGGAAGCUGGCGCAAGCUGCUCGGACGACGUCGCCGGAGGCCUUCUGGCGCGCCGCCCUCCCCAACGCUCCCAUGCCGGAGUCCGUCCGGGAGCUCCUGCGCCAUGGUGCUGGUAUGCAUGCAGAGGUCAAGCCUCCAAGCCCAGACAGCCUCAAACCUCGCGACGACGACCCGCCUCCCAUGAACUUCAACUACGACGACUACAGGGCCUCGUCCUCGAUCUCGCCCUCGCCUCGGGACCAGGCCGCCACCACUGCCAAGGCGCUGGAACACGUCGCCCCCACCGCCAAGGCGGUGGACCAAGCCACCGGCGCCCGGAACGCCGCCACCGACGACGACGGCGGCGACAUCUCCCGCGCGUCGCAGGCGGCGGUGUUCUUCCUGGAGGACGCGGUGCGCGUCGGUGGGAGCCUGCCGUUCCCGCGGGCGGCGCCAGCGGAUCAGCAGGCCCCGCUGGAGCUGCGCACCGUCCGCGCCGUCCGCGCCGUCCAGGGGUCCAGCUUCGUGGUGUGCCGCGGGGCUGCGCCCGGCUCCGCCGCCGGCGGCCGCGCCGUGUACGGGUGCCGCGGGGUCGCCGGCCCGGCGAGGGCGUACGUGGUGGACGUUGCCGGCGAGCGCGGGGACGCAGUAACCGCGGCUGUCGUGUGCCGCACUGACGGCACGUCCAAGUCUAAGCUGGGGCACGCGGCGCUCCGCCUGCUCGACGCGAAGCCCGGGGGCGGCGGCGGCGCCGCGGCGGCCUGCUACGCCGUGCCCGACGCGCAGGUACUCCUGGUGAAGAGCAACAAGGUCCCCUCCUCGGCGUAACACGUGCUGGCGCCAUGAACUUGUGAUGCAACAACGCUACUAGUCCAUGUGUAACGGUGUCGGGUUUCGUUUUCUUUUUUACGAAAAGCAUGCACGUGUCCGUGUGCUUCUCGAUCUUACUUUUUUUUUUAAUUUCGUCGAGCGUAUGUGCUCUCUUGAGUGAGGAACGUCAGAAUAA